CCUCCUGCCUCAGCCUCCCGAGUAGCUGGGACUACAGCUCCUCUGCAAGUGACCUCUCCAGUUACGGCCACGCUCGUCUGAGGCGCAGCCCCGACCACGGCAGCUCCCAAGGGAGCAUGGAGAGCCUGGAGCCCAGCGGGCACUACCCACCCUGCCACCUCCUCUGCCCCGCCAAGCCCACCAGCAGCAUCGACCAGCCCGGCCGCUGCCACAGCAAGAGAGACUCCGCUUACGGCUCGCUCUCCACCAGCUCGAGCGUCCUCGAGCGGCCUCCCCCCGGCGUCUCUGGCCGGGAGCACGCGGGCUCUGCGGAUGCUGCUGCUGCUCGAGGCGGCCUGCUAGAAGGGCCGAGGCAGGCGGACAUCCGCUACAUCAAGACGGUCUACGACCCCAGGCAGGGAGUGUCGGCCGAGUACGAGGUGGACUCCACGGCCCUGCUGCUUCCUGGCAGGGAGGCCCGGGCACCAGCAGGCGGGCAGGGCUGUGAUAAAUGGUAUAAUGUCCCUCGGGUCAAGGGAGCGCCGCCGCCACCCUGGAGCCACCCUGGAGGUCCCUUGCCUCCUGAAGCGGGUGCACCCCUGCCUCCAGCUCGGAGUGACAGCUACGCAGCCUUCCGGCACCGCGAGCGGCCCAGCUCCUGGUCCAGCCUCGAUAAGAAACGCUUCUGCUGGCCUCAGGCAAACUCUUUGGGUGCCCCGAAGCCUCCGCUGCUGGAGCAGCAGCUGCACAGGGUGCCCGAGGGCAGUCCCGAGAGCAGCCCCCCGGCGGCCCAGCCCGGCCGGCCUCUGCUGCCCACUGGCGUCUACCCGGUACCUUCCCUGGAGCCACACUUUGCCCAGGUGCCCCGGCCCUCCGCGGGCACUAACGGAACGGUCUAUCCCGCGCUGGCCAGGGAGAGUGGUUACGCGGCCCCUCAGGGAGCCCACGGCGGGGCGCCUGCCUUGGGUGAGGAUGGGAACCAGAACGCAUCUAGCAGGCCCGGGUCUGCCCUCCACCAGCCCCUGGCUCGCAACUCACCGCGCGCCCCAGUGGAGAGCACACCGGGAACUGUAGCCAGGUGCGUGUCCUCCAAAGUCCAUUUUCCUUCAGGGCCUGAAAACGAGGAGGCUACCCCCCUGAAGAGGCAUCUCCCGCCGCCUCAAGGCAGCAGCCCGCGCCCCGUCAGUGAGAGGAAGAGCACCCACCGCAGCGAGCCGGGCUCUGGCCACCACGGCCCCACGGCCCCUCAGGCUCAGGCCUGGCACGCCGGCGAGGACAAGAGACUUUCCAGGCCCUCCGAGCCCCGUGAGGGCGACGUCCGGGGAGACCACAAUGCCAGCCUCCCGCGGAGGCAGGAGAGAGGCCUGGGCCAGAGCCUGGCAAGCCACUGCGGCAAGGCCAAGUCAGCCUUCUCAUCUCUCCAGAACAUUCCUGAGAGCCUGAGGUGGCAGAGCAGCCUGGAGCUCGGAGGUGGAGCCCAGGAGGGGUCCCCUGGGGGCAGUCCCAGCUGUGCCAGGGACCCUGGGAGGAAAGCGGCUCCUGCCCACGGCGGCCGUGGGGACCAGCAGGCUUGCUGCCCGGCCCCGCAGCGCAGGGCCAGCGCCUCUUCCCACAGUUCAGACCCAAGGUGCGAAGAGCUGGCCGCCCCACAGACGGCCGGUCUGGGCUGGCGGGGCCUCGGCUCGGGCAGUGCCUCGGCUCUGCAGGGCUUCCAGAACAGGAAGGCCCCCUGCUCCGUGCUGGAGAAGGUGUCUGAGAUCGAGCAGCGAGAGCAGGGGAGCCAGAGCGCCCCAGGUGCGGGCAGCUGCACUUACAGCCAGAGCCACAGGCCCAGCAGGACCGCCCCAACGCCCAAGAUCUCCGGAAAUGACUUGGAGGAGACAAAAGCCAACAUCCGUCUCUCUGAGUCAGCCGAAGCCCUAGACGGUGGGCAGCAGCACUUCAAACACUGGGAGCCGACGGCGCAGGAGGGUUCCUGGCCGCUGUGCGGCCGGCAGUGCAGGGGGGCUGCGGGCGGCGCGCGGGGGGACGGCGAGCCCCGCAGGCCGGACACCCGCCUCCUCCGCAGCCAGAGCACCUUCCAGCUCUUCGGGGAGGAGGCCGAGUGGCCGCACGACAGGCCUGGCACCCCUGAGUCGCCCCUGCAGGACGCGCCCCUCAGCCGCGCCUACCGCAACAGCAUCAAGGGUGCGCAGUCCCGCGUCUUGGGGGCCACCUCCUUCCGACGCCGAGACCUAGAGCUGGGCGCGCCCGCAGCGUCGAGGCCGUGGCAGCCUCGGCCCUCCUCGGCCCACGCGGGGCUGCGCAGCCCGGAGGCACCGGCGGCCUUGUCCUCCCCGCACACGCCGCGGGAGCGGCGCAGCGUGACCCCGGCUGCCGCGGGGCCCGCGCCUUGCGCCUCCCGCAGAGGGGCGCGCCGGCGCCUGACCCCUGAGCAGAAGAAGCGCUCCUACUCGGAGCCCGAGAGGAUGAACGAGGUGGGGGUCUCGGAAGAGGCCGAGCCGGACGCGCAGAGGACCGGGCCGCGCUCCGCGGACAGCCGCGCCGUGGAGCAAAGGGCGCGCGCGGCGCUCGGCCUGUCGGGGCCCGAGCUCAGGCAGUUCCAGCAGAGCGCGCUGGCUGCCUACGUGCACCGCAAGACCGGCCAGCGGCCCGCCUCCGCAGGGGGCUGCGCCUUCCUCCAGCCCGGCCUCCCCUCGGCCUCCAGCCUGAGCUCGCUGCGGGAGCCCAGCCUGCAGCCCCGCAGGGAUGCUGCGGUCCCCGAACCCGGGCGGGCUCCCCGGGAUCGCAGCAGCUCUUUUGCGGGGGACCGCCUUGAGGAACGAUGGUGCUGGGACCCCCAAACCCCGAGGGAGCUGCUCAGUGGAGCUAAUGUGCCAAGAGGCACCCAGAGGGUAGAAGGGACCCCUGGGGAGCCGUCCUCCUGGGGGGCUGCGGCCAGGAGGGCCGGGAAGUCCAUGUCAGCUGAGGACCUGUUGGAGCGCUCCGAUGUUCUGGCGGUGCCUGUCCACGUGCGGUCCAGGUCGUCUCCCACCGCGGACAAGAAGCGCCAGGACGCGCUGUUCGGGGAAGGCAGCAGCUUUGGGCUCACGAAGGACCCGUGUUAUGUGGCCGGCCCUGUGUCUAGGUCGCCGGGCUGCUCAGAGAGAGGCAGCGAAGAGCUGCUCCCACUCCACCCUGGACCACGCUGGACCGGCUCCUCCGUCCCCAGCGAAUGUCCUGGAGCCCUGGACCACCGGAGGCGGGCCAGCAGGACACCCUGCUGCUGGCCGGCGCGGCCAGGGGUGCCAGCGCAGCUCAGGGACACCAGGGUGCUGCCCGCACUCGGCUGCCCACUGCCCCCGCCUGCUCGGGCCAGCUGCGGCCCGGAGGAGGCUGCGAGCGAUGAGGCAGGGAGCGACCAGGUGCCUGCAGGGCCCCCUGGGAGCAGCGGCUCCCGGCCCCAGCCCCCUGGGCCCAGAGGCUGUCAGGCCAGCAGCCCCGAGCUCGAGCUCAUGGCUGCAGAGGGAGGAGGGAGCAGGAGGCUCUGGUGGCCUCCGCCUGCCCUGCAGGGGAAGGGGGUGCCCACGGGCGGAGAGGCCGGCCCUCCCGGGGACUCCUCGCCCCCCGAGGUUGAAGACCAGAGCCACUGUGGACAGCAGCAGCGAUUUCCAAAUCCGCACGGGGCUUGCGAUCCCGCCGCGCCUCCCGCGGCCCCAGGGGUGCUCCCCUUGCGGGGCUCCCCGUCCCCGCCACGGGAGGACCAGGAGGACCAGGAGGACGACGUGUUCCUGAGGGACUCGCACCCCGUGGCCACCUGCAGCCCCACGCUGGGAGCCCCUCUGCUGCCUCCACUGAGCCAGGAGGCCAGGGUGGGCGGCCGCCCCGCGCCCCCCGCUGCAGCCCCGCUGGGCCUGGGGGGCCAGGAGGCGCCAGGCGCCAGCAAAUUUCCCAAGGUGACGAUGGCAAGGGAGAGGCACGUGCCUGGUGCGGCGUGUUUGGAAGGGAGCCAGAUACUGGCUUCCACGCCCCAGACUUCCAUCGAGGGUGUGCAGGCCAGUGAGCCCAGCCCCCCAUCCGUCACGGGGGUUCAGCCUCGGCUGGCUGGGUCCCUCAGCCAGACUGAGAGCCUCAGCGGUGGUCCAGCGGGUGGGACUCGGGGCUUAGAAAAGAAAGUCAGUUCUGAUCCUCCAAAGAGCUCCGAAGACAUCAGAACAGAGGCUCUGGCCAAGGAAAUCGCCCACCAAGACAGAUCCCUGGCAGGCAUUUUGGACCCAGACUCCAGAAUGAAGACGACUUUGGACCUGAUGGAAGGGCUGUUUCCCCGAGACAGUGAAUUGCUGACAGAAGACAGCGUGAAGAGGAAGGCCCUGCCGAGAGCGGUCAGCUGCCCGGGCUGUGAAUGCAACAGGAGCGGAGACCUGGAGGCGGCGUGUGUGCUGGUCUACUGCCCUGCCUACUGCGGCGUGGCUGCUCCCAAGGCUGAGCUUCUGGACAAGGUCGAGCAGAUGCCCGUAGGAGGGAAUGAGGAAGAGGAACAGGCAGAUGUCAAUGAAAAGAAGGCCGAGCUCGUCGGGAGCCUCGUGCGCAGGCUCCAGGGCCUCCAGGAGGCGAGGGCCAGGCUGCUCAGCGACACCCAGCGCAACAACGCCCUGGGGGAGCAGGUGGAGGCUCUGGUCAGCGAGCGCUGCAAGCCCAACGAGCUCGACAAGUACAGGAUGUUCGUGGGGGACCUGGGCAAGGUGGUGAACCUGCUGCUCUCCCUCUCGGGGCGCCUGGCCCGCGUGGAGAACGUCCUCAGCAGCCUGGGCGAGGAUGCCAGCAGGGAGGAAAGGCGCUCGCUGGACGAGAAGAGGAGGGCCCUGGCGGGGCAGCACGCGGACGCCCGGGAGCUCAAGGAGAACCUGGACCGCAGGGGCGGCGCGGUGCUGGGCGUCCUGGCCGGCCGCCUGUCGCGCGCCCAGCUGCAGGACUACCAGCGCUUCGUGAGGAUGAAGCCCGCGCUGCUCAUCGCGCGCCGCGAGCUGGACGACGAGAUCGCGCUGGGCCGCGAGCAGGUCCGCUGUCUGCUGCAGAGCCUGCCGCCCGGCUUCGUGCCCGCCGCGGGGGCCCUGGCGCUGCCCCCCGACCUCGCGCGCGAGGCCCCUCCGGCCGGGGCUGCGCCCUGA
Microcebus murinus (gray mouse lemur) is the source of this 5126-nucleotide messenger RNA. It is a transcript of the gene SHROOM3, whose product is annotated as shroom family member 3. Gene Ontology annotation, biological process: actin filament organization. The record is from RefSeq and is a predicted model, not a curated record. Lineage: Eukaryota; Metazoa; Chordata; Mammalia; Primates; Cheirogaleidae. Gene Ontology annotation, cellular component: adherens junction; apical junction complex; cortical actin cytoskeleton. Gene Ontology annotation, molecular function: actin filament binding.